Molecule: messenger RNA, 3146 nt
Organism: Numida meleagris (helmeted guineafowl)
Lineage: Eukaryota; Metazoa; Chordata; Aves; Galliformes; Numididae
Gene: PHC2
Product: polyhomeotic homolog 2
Exons: 14
Coding region: 37-2589 (850 amino acids)
Cellular component (GO): nucleus; PRC1 complex
Molecular function (GO): protein binding; zinc ion binding
Source: RefSeq, a predicted model, not a curated record
GCCGCCCCAGCCGCCCUGCGUGGCCCUGCCACCGCCAUGGAGAACGAGCAGCUCCCGGCACCUCCGCCCUCCAGCAGCGCUGGCGGCACCAGCACGACACCCAGCAGCACCGGCACCGCACGCCCGCCUGCACCGCAGAUCUCCGUCUACAGCGGCAUUCCUGACCGCCAGACUGUCCAGGUGAUCCAGCAGGCCCUGCACCGGCAGCCCAACACGGCAGCGCAGUACCUGCAGCAGAUGUAUGCUGCGCAGCAGCAGCACCUGAUGCUGCAGACGGCCGCGCUGCAGCAGCAGCACCUCACCAGCGCCCAGCUCCAGAGCCUGGCAGCCGUGCAGCAGGCCAGCCUGGCAGCCAACAGACAGAGCGGCUCCUCGGGCAGCAAUGGCACGCAGCCGGCGCCAGUGCAGCAGCCCACGAUCAACCUGGCCACGUCGCCGGCGGCCGCCCAGCUCCUGAACCGGGCGCAGAGCGUCAACCCCGGGGCAUCAGGCAUCGCGCAGCAAGCCGUCCUGCUGGGCAACGCCGCCUCGCCCGCCCUCACCGCCAGCCAGGCACAGAUGUACCUGCGGGCGCAGAUGCUCAUCUUCACACCCACGGGCCCCGUCAGCGCCGUCCGGCCCGAGAGCCCUGCACCUGUCCCACCGCCAGCCCCACCACCCGCCCCACCGCCUGCCACCCCCCAGGUGCACAGCCUGGCGCUGCGCCCCGCCGGCCCCCACCUCCCUGCCCUCGCCAUGAAGCCCCCUGGCAGCACCCCACGGGCCGGCCCCCCCCGGGCUCCCCCACCAGAGAACCCCAGUGACCACCUCAAAAAGGCUGAGGGCCCUGAUGCCCGCACCCACCCCCUGGCCCGCACCGCUGCUGCCCCUGCCACCGCCCACCCGCUCAUCACCCCAGCUUAUGCCCCACUGCAGUCGCCCCAGUUCUUGCAGCAGCCGCCGAAGCCCAUGCAGCAGCAGCAGCAGCAGCAAUUUGUCAUCCAGCAGCAGCAGCAGCAGCAGCAGCAGCAGCUGGCACCCCGUGGGCAGCCCCCCCCAGGUCCAGCUGCCCCCCAGCUCCAGCCGCUGCCCCCUGCCAGCCCCGGCCCAGGCCCCCUGCCCAAAGCGGGAGCCCCCCAUGGGGUUGGGGCUGAGGGCGCAGCCCCCAACGGGCACCCUGGCUGCUACGGGGCACCCCGCAAGUUCCAGCACGCCUCUGCCGUCAUCCUGCAGCUGCAGCCCGCUGGCAGCACGGUGAGGGCCCCCCCCAGCCCCCUGCCCUGGAGGGCGGGGGGUGCUGGGGGCCUGCGUGCACAGGGUGCAUGGGGAGCACCUGUGUGUGCUCGGGUGCAUGUGCUACACACUGUGCAUGCAUGUGCAUGUCAGCUCCAUGCACGCGUGCCACCCUUGUGCCAGAUCCAUGCAUGUGUGCAUGCACAUCUGUUGCACGCCCCGCCGCUGGGUGCCGCAGAGGCCGCCCGCCGGGACGCGCCGCCCGCCACCAGGAGCCCGCCCGCCGCCGCGCCGCCCGCCCCCGCUCCCCCGCCACCCCCCGGCCCCGAGGCGCCGCAGGGGGAGCGCGGCCCCGCGCACGCCGCCGCCCCCGCCCCCGGCAUGACCUCGGGCAGCGGCAGCGCUGCCUCCACCGUCGCCGGCGCCGCCCCGCACAAUGGUGAGAACAAACCGCCGCAGGCCGUGGUGAAGCCGCAGAUCCUCACGCACGUGAUCGAGGGUUUCGUCAUCCAGGAGGGCGCCGAGCCCUUCCCGGUGGGGCGCUCCUCGCUGCUGGUGGGGGGCCUGAAGCCGCAGUAUGCGCAGGAGCUGCUGGCGGAGCGCGCCCCGCAGCACGACAACACCACCACCACCGACUCCGAGAUGGAGGAGCCCUACUUGCAAGAGUCCAAAGAUGAGGGGGCCCCCCCAAAGCUGAAGUGCGAGCUCUGCGGCCGCGUCGACUUCGCCUACAAGUUCAAGCGCUCCAAGCGCUUCUGCUCCAUGGCAUGUGCCAAGAGGUACAACGUGGGCUGCACCAAGCGCGUGGGGCUGUUCCAUCCCGACCGCAGCAAGCUGCAGAAGCCCGGAGGCCCCCCCCACGGCCGUCGCCGUGCCUGCAAAGUGCCCACGCUCAGCAAGGACACCAAGAAGCAGACGCCGGUGUCCCUCCCGCCGGGUUCGGGGCCGCUCUCGGUGACAGCGUCGCUGCAGCUCAACCACAGCCAGGAGGACUCGAGCCGCUGCUCGGACAACUCGAGCUACGAGGAGCCGCUGUCUCCCAUCUCGGCCAGCUCGUCCGCCUCCCGCCGGCGCCAGGCUGAGCGUGACCUGGAGCUGCGCGACAUGGAGCUGCCCGACAUGCACGUGCGGGAGCUGGCGGGCAUCGGGCACCGCUUCCUGCCCAGUGAGCCCAGCAAGUGGAACGUGGAGGACGUCUACGAGUUCAUCCGCUCGCUGCCAGGCUGCCAGGAGAUCGCAGAGGAGUUCCGUGCGCAGGAGAUCGAUGGGCAGGCGCUGCUGCUGCUGAAGGAGGACCACCUGAUGAGCACCAUGAACAUCAAACUGGGGCCGGCCCUCAAGAUCUACGCCCGCAUCAGCAUGCUCAAGGACUCCUAGAGCCGCGCCGCCGGCUCGCACGGACGCUCCCGCCGGGUGGGGGAGGGGGGGGACACAGCCGUGCCCCCCCCCCCCCCAGCCCUGCCUGAUGUGGUUGGGGGGGGUGGGACCCAUCACUUAGCACAAACAGCCCCGGGGCAGCCCCCCCUCGGCUGCGGGGUGUGUACAUAUAGCCCGUAGCGAUAGUGGCCCCACUCCGGCAGGGAGCCCCCCCGGCACGGCACGGCGGGGCACAGCAGGACGGUUGCCUUAACGCGUGGCCCCGCCAGGACCCAGCUGCCUGCCCCAGGGUGGGGUGGGAUGUGGGGGGGUGCCUCGCAGAGAUAGCGCUGCCCCCAGCGGGGCUGCUCCAGGGGCACCUCAGUAAAGGACGGAAGCGGUGGGGGCUUGGCACCCCCAGCAGGUAAGGACCUCCCUCCCAGCCCGCACCGCUGCCGCCGGCCGCCACGAUCUUUCUAAGAAAAGGAGGAAAAAAGAAAAAAAAAGGAAAAACACAGACACCACAACCCCUUUUUUUCCCCGUUUUUGUUUCUAAUAAACGCUGAAAAAGAAAACUA